This is a messenger RNA of Mollisia scopiformis, 306 nucleotides long. RefSeq lists its product as uncharacterized. The record is from RefSeq and is a predicted model, not a curated record. Bases 1 to 306 code for a protein of 101 amino acids. Lineage: Eukaryota; Fungi; Ascomycota; Leotiomycetes; Helotiales; Mollisiaceae. The transcript has a single exon.
AUGAACAAACUCACAAUCCUCCUCGCACUCUCUGUCCUCUUUGUCGGCAUCACUGGUUUUCCCUCAACAGUCACCAACGAAACGAUAAUUGCACGCAAAGAUUCCCAAGAGUGCAAGAAAAAUGGAACCUACUGCUCCUCUCGACAAGAUUUCUUUUCUGGGGACGACUGCCCUGGUAGCCCUAGCCGUUUUUUAGUCCAUUGUGCGCUUUGGGGACACUAUUCUACCUACCAGGAGUGCUAUUCGGGUCCUUGUAUCGAAGGAGAGGAUAAGAACGGAUCAGAUGAUAAGUGUGCUCCGUCGUGA